AUGAGUGAAAUAGCGUAUAAACAAUUGCACCAAUUCCAUUGCGGUGCAUUAGCCUUUCCAGAAAGAAGUUCUUUGGUUUCCAUAUGUCCCCAUGGAUGUUUUGUUUGUGUUUCUGAUCGUGGUCUCCUUUUGUAUGAUACGAAAUAUUAUUUGGAAGCUACUGGAAUAUGCAAACUUCGAAGAGAUAAACCACUCCCUGACCACAAACCGAAUAUUGUUGUUUCUUCGAUUGAUCCUAUAAUCUGGACUGCUUUUAAUUCUGAUGGUUUGAUACUGGCUGUUUUGACGUCCAGCGAAAGUCGUGGGACAUUUGCAAAUUUGCUUAAUGUAGUUGAUCUUGUGAAGUCUGGAUCGACUGAUUUGUCAAAUAUUAGCCGUUCCAUUCGCGUUUGUGGUGGAGAAACUAGUCUAUGGAGGUUACGUGACUUUGCUUGGAGUCCAACUGAUCCGACUACUUUUGUUGUUGUUCUUGAUUCGGGUGCAGUUCGUCUUUUUAACUUUCCGCCAGAUGGAAGUAAAUCAAUCACUCUUGUUGGUCAAUUGUCAGCAACUGCAGACUGUCGAUGUGUGUCCUGGAGUCCAAAAGGGAAACAACUUGCUAUCUGUUUAAAUGGUUCUCUGUCCACUGCAAAUGGAAUUGUACAAGGUCCUUUAAUUUUGCAGGUAGAUCCACAACUACAACAAAAGCGCAUUGUUCCACUUGGUCAUCUGUUCGAAUCAAAUCAUGAUUGGAAGAAUAGUUUACCAGUAGAUCUAUUAUGGACAUCUUCAUAUAAUUUUCUUUUGGCUAUUAAACAAUCUGUAAAUGAAGUGCAUUCAGAUUGUUUAACAAAUGUUUUAUACAUUAGUACAACUUCGAAAUCUCCGGAACCAUCUGCUGUCUCAUUUGGUAAUCUUAGUAGUCAUAUGGAUCAUAACAAAGUACAAUAUUAUUUUCGUUUUCUUGGGCCUAACCAUGUCAUUGUUACAUUGGCAUGUGUCGGUGAAGAGGUAAUUGUUUUAAAACUACCUACAACUUCUGGGAGUUUACCUCAAGUUGUAAUGAGCAUUGAAUUACCAGCUGAUGGUUGUGCUAUGAGUAUGGAUGUUGGAGUUCUUCAGAAUAAAACUGAUGAAUCCGUUGAAACUUCUUUAAUAUACUUUCUAACAUAUUUGUCUAAUGGAAAUAUUUGCCCUUAUCUAUUAAACUCAAAUGAUCAAUUAAAUUUACUCAAUCUAAAUAAUCCUAAAUUAAUUAGUUUGCCGAUACCGAAACCUGUAGUACUUUCAACAACUGAGAAAUCACCAUUGAAUACACCUAAAUCACCUACACUGAUUUCAGCUUCAAAUAAUAAUCCGGCAGUGUCGAUGAUGAUGAUGAUGACUAAUCAAGCAAAACAGAAUGUGAUUACUACAUCGGUUGACUCUGCUAAUGAUCAACAUCGUGUUUCAGAAUUUUUGCCAGUUAAUACAGCCAUUUGUAGUGGUAAUAGUAGUAGCAACAACAGCAGCAGCUUACAAUCGAUAACAUCCUCUAUUCCAUUAAGUAGUUUGAAUAAAAUAUCAACUGAAUCCAAGCUCAGUAGUUCAUUGCACAAAAAUACAAUUACAAAUAGUUCCGUUAAUCAUAUUAAUAGUGUAAAUUCAACGAUUGUUCCUGUUAAUAAAGAAAAUUCUAUUCAUCAAUGUAAAACACCAAUCAACCAUUUGGUGAUUUACCAUUACCUAAAUCUAUACAAUUAG
Molecule: messenger RNA, 1722 nt
Organism: Schistosoma mattheei
Lineage: Eukaryota; Metazoa; Platyhelminthes; Trematoda; Strigeidida; Schistosomatidae
Source: the annotation of a GenBank genome assembly